GCAGGAUUCGCAUUACGGCGGUGUAUACGGUAGAGAGAAAGAGAAAGGGAAACAAUAUAUAUAAACCUUGGCUAUUCAAAAAGAAGUGCUACGCCCAAGGCUUUCAGGCGGAGAUUUCUGCGACCCACAAUUCCACUUUCGGGAAUGCCCUUUGGAGCCUAAUAAAUCUCCGAUUACCCACUUUCCUCUUUCAUUUCGAGCUACGAUCUUCCUGGGUUUCAAGAUUAGCAUUUCUGAUGGUUUUAUAUUGUUGGAGAUUCACCAGAUUAUGAAAAUGACUGACACUUCCCCUGCCUCCCCUUGAUAGAGUCAGAUAUGGAAGCAAUAUCGGCAGCUACUUUGUCCAUUGGAGCAACUGCAUCACAUAAUUCUAAACUCAUCUCAUUUUCUCAAUCAAAAUCUGCAGCCUUGAGGGUCAAUUCACGAGAGUCUCUUCCAAGCUUCUGCGGCCUCAAGGCAGCUUCGUUUCUUCGAUGCGACUCGGAGUCAUCUUUCCUAGGGAACCAGAGCAGUACCGCCCUAUGGCGUCAUCUUGCUCCGUCAGCUCAAAGAGUGAACCAGAAUGUAUAUAAAAAUCUUCAACCUCAAGCCUCUUACAAAGUGGCUGUUCUUGGAGCUGCUGGAGGUAUAGGUCAGCCUCUGUCGCUUCUCAUCAAGAUGUCGCCGUUAAUUUCGACCCUGAACCUUUAUGAUAUUGCAAAUGUUAAGGGUGUUGCUGCUGAUAUUAGCCACUGUAACACUCCCUCAAAAGUUCAGGCUUUCACUGGACCCUCUGAAUUAGCCAAUGCUUUAAAAGAUGUAGAUGUUGUGGUCAUACCUGCUGGGGUUCCAAGAAAGCCUGGUAUGACUCGUGAUGAUCUCUUUAACAUAAAUGCUGGCAUAGUGAAAACUUUGGUCGAGGCAGUCGCUGAUAAUUGUCCUGAUGCAUUCAUUCAUAUCAUUAGCAACCCUGUGAACUCGACUGUGCCGAUAGCAGCAGAAGUUCUAAAGCAGAAGGGCGUGUUUGAUCCAAAGAAGCUUUUCGGGGUUACUACAUUGGAUGUCGUCCGGGCAAACACGUUUGUCGCUGAAAAGAAGAACCUUAAACUGAUUGAUGUUGAUGUACCGGUUGUUGGGGGGCAUGCGGGUAUAACAAUUCUUCCUUUGCUGUCAAAGACUCAACCAUCAGUGAGCUUUACAGAUGAAGAAGUUCAAGCACUGACUGUUAGGAUUCAAAAUGCGGGAACUGAGGUCGUGGAAGCGAAGGCAGGGGCGGGAUCUGCUACCCUUUCAAUGGCAUAUGCUGCAGCAAGAUUUGUCGAAUCAUCUCUUCGUGCUUUGGAUGGAGACAGUGAUGUCUAUGAGUGCACAUUUGUGCAGUCUGAUCUAACUGAGCUUCCCUUCUUUGCAUCGAGAGUUAAGCUUGGGAGGAAAGGAAUUGAAGCCUUUGUAACGUCUGAUCUACAGGGUUUAACCGAGUACGAGGAGAAGGCUCUUGAAGCUCUAAAGCCAGAACUGAAGGCAAGCAUUGAGAAGGGCAUUGCUUUUACACAGAAGCCUUCGGUGGCUGCUUAAAACGACCUUGCUUUUCCGGAACAUGCUUGGGGCGUAACAGCAUUGAAUCCCAAGCACUUCCUUUUGUUUGCUUUUCAUUUUACCCCGUCUGAUGGAGAACUUCUUUUUGAGAUAUUAAUUGCUGCUGUAGAAUAUCAAAAAAAGAAUGUAGUCCGCUCAAUAAGAGUUCCUAGUGAUUGAAAAUUUUGUAAUAACAUGGUUGGUAAGACUGUGCACCUCAUCUUAGACUCUUAAGAUUGAUUCUUUUUUGGGUUAAUACCCAAAUGAUAUAGAAUCUGUUGGUUUGUAAAGUUCUCUC
Cucurbita maxima (winter squash) is the source of this 1852-nucleotide messenger RNA. RefSeq names its product malate dehydrogenase, chloroplastic-like. Gene Ontology annotation, biological process: tricarboxylic acid cycle; malate metabolic process. The transcript is spliced from 2 exons. Gene Ontology annotation, cellular component: mitochondrion; cytoplasm. The coding region runs from base 316 to 1554 and encodes 412 amino acids. Lineage: Eukaryota; Viridiplantae; Streptophyta; Magnoliopsida; Cucurbitales; Cucurbitaceae. Gene Ontology annotation, molecular function: L-malate dehydrogenase (NAD+) activity. The record is from RefSeq and is a predicted model, not a curated record.